This is a messenger RNA of Acanthaster planci (crown-of-thorns starfish), 3776 nucleotides long. RefSeq lists its product as uncharacterized. Lineage: Eukaryota; Metazoa; Echinodermata; Asteroidea; Valvatida; Acanthasteridae. The record is from RefSeq and is a predicted model, not a curated record.
AUACAUGUACUCUGCUUUAUACCCAAACGUACACCUCACAUACUGAAACCCUGAAGGUACCUGACUCGAAAAGGUGUCACUGGUACCCGCGAAGAAUAAAAAGGACAAGUGGCACGUUUCACCUUACCACCACCAACCAGUGGACAAAUACUUGACUCUAGACUUUUUGUGGACCCCCCUUCUCGACAACAAAUUACAAUCCUGCAAUUUAAUGGGCCAUGACCGCACUCGACUGGUCUGAGUGCAAACAUUCGAUUGGUUCACCCCCAACAACAAUUGGCAGUAUGACAAGAGCCAUUGUGUCUGAUCCCCAAACUCCGCAAUUGUCAAGAGCUGGUUGUUGACGGCGAGGCACUCUGUCCAUUGUGCCGUGCCCGCUCCAGCGUGGAAAUUGCCUCGCAACUUUUGUCGCACCCGGUCGAUCGUCCGUGAGAGGGGCACAGAAACGAGCGCUUAUCGGGAUUCACGAGGCUAAAUAACCCAGCGAGGAUGCUACUGAAAGUCCCAAAUUCGACUAAGUACAGGACGCUGAGCGCGCACUGCUGGAAACAAGCAUGGCGGAGAAUUUGCUUACGAGUUGAAAGAAAUAAAGUCGUCAUUUGAUUGCUCCCUUUGCAGCAACUGAGGGACACUUCUGAGCUCGCUUCAUAGACAGACUAUCAAGAACAUUUAGUGAAAUGCACAGCUGAGUCACGCAGUUUCUUGCCCUCAUCGGAGAAGUUUGGGGAUCAGUACAACUAUUACGCUCCAGAACAGAACCUGUUUCAACUCCCAUCAUACGCUUGGAACUUCACUUGAGGAGUCCCCAACUGCUGUACGGAGCUUUGGGAAGUCGAGAUGGAAGAAUCACCGAGAGGCGGAAACGAUCAUUAUGUUGAUUGCUGGACUUGCAGUUAUUACCACGGUGACUCGACAGCAGAAUCUGAAAUGCACUAAACGCUAACGGUGUCGAGACUAUGUAGGAAUUUGUUUAAAAAAAAAACGAACCAGUACAAAGUUUGAUGAUGCUCGGUUUUGAUUAAUCUAGUUUCGGCUUUGCUCAUAAUGGAAAAUCACGUGAUCUCGACUUCAAUAAUGUCUGUAGAGGGAAAGGGCGACACAGGUAAAACGGGUGCAGUAGCCGAUGGUGUGUAAACAGCCAAGACUGGUUCGCCGACUGCUGUUCCUGAAAGAAUGCCAGGUAUAUUCGAUGAACAGUCUUUUGUCGAUUUUCCCGAGGUAUUAGUUUGUAAGAGUGAAAUUGCAGCUCUUGGACAGUUUGGGUUAAAGCGGAGUGUGGACUUGAGGAUCUGGAAAUGACAGCGAUUUAUACAGAAACAAGGUUCUGACCGCAAGAGAAAUCAACGGCGUUACCGCUAAAAACAAGCAAAGAUGUGUGAUUUGUGACAACCACCAGAAAUGUAAAUCAUCAGACACAAUUCGAAAAUCGAUAUGUCGUCUGUCAACAACAAGGGAACUCAAUACGACCCCCCGAAGGCUUCAUCUGAUGAUGCUGAUUUGCCAAAGACGGAUUCAGGUUCUGGACAUGAUCCCCAAAGUUCCCAAUCCCAUCAAAAUGUUGUUGGUGAUGACACAGCAGAAGCGACAGACACUGCGGACGUGACCGGUAUAUCUAGUGACGAAGAGCCGCCCAUUCUGCCUCCGAGGGUGUCGAUAACUCCACGCUCGGGGCUGAAAACAAGAAACACCAACAGACGCCGUAAAAGUCACGAACGACACUCGGGGGCUAUCGACGAACAGACGCUUAACGGCGAGAGAGCCUCGGGUCGCACUGGUACGAUUUCGAGAGACACCAACAAGCCGUUGGAAACCUCCUGCAAACUUUCCCCUCGCCCAGGCAACCCGUUGCCAAACUCAGGGAAGAUUUCAAAGGUGAUCGGGAAGCAUACACGAAAAGAUGAAGCACCUCCCGUGGCAUGGACGGCGGAGUAUCGCAGCAAACUAAGCAAGGAGGACCGACUGAUGAGACUGCAGAUCACAUCUCAUAACUCUCACCCUGAGUGUCUCAAGCCAGCGUCAGCAGCAGGGCUAACGCGACGACUUACCCUCGGAAAUUAUCUACCAAAUCUGUCCUCUGCCCAGUUCGUCGUUAAAAAUGAAGUGAAUUUCUGGCCGUCCGCUCGUCGACAGACUGAGGGGGUUGGACGAAGCGAAGAGCGUGUGACCUACUCACGACAUGCAGUGCGGGGGACAGGUAUACACUCUGCCAGAUUAAGGACAGAUGAGGGACGUCGACGGUCCAACUCAACUCCCAGACUGCCACCGGCUAGGAAAGGAACUAUCAUGGCCCACAGAGUAUCACUAGUGUCUAGAUCGGCAGACCAGUCAUUCCGAGCAGUGCCGAACUACACUAGACCCGCUUCAGAACUUGCCCACGAAACGUCCCCUGUCCCAUCCGCCAAACAAGCCAGGCUCCAACGCUACCACAUCUCCAAGGAAGACCUGAGCAAACCGAUUGAGCGCGUAGCGACCGCUAACAAUCCACCCCCGCCGGCCUCGGAUGCGUCGGAUCCCACGCCGUCCGAAUACGAACAAGCCACAGGGAAAGUCCACGCGUGGAUCACUCACCGGGAACGUCUGAACGGAUCGCAAACCAGCCCCGAGACGAUGCCCAGUAUGCAAAGGGUUUCAUGGAAUGCGGGGAUCAGUCCCCUGCGGAGAGAUAUGAUGCUACCCUUGAGAAACGCGCAUCCCUUUGUGCGAUCAACUCUGACCGUGGGGAACUUCAUGUCGGACGGAAUGGCCAGUAAAGGUGUGUCGGCUCGGGCGGUCGCACUACGAAUGGGCAGUGGCAGGGGACAGAUAAGCAUUCCCUCCUAACAUUCAGUUUAUAAACAAGUCAUUGUGAACAUCAAUGUCAAAUCACAUCCCUAAACAGCCAAACACUUAUUUUUGCAGGGGAUACAGUCUGUAACGUUGAAGUGGCCACAAUGCUGUAUUCUAUUUGCAACUCCACAAAGUUCUCUUUUUAUAAACAGAGUCAGGUGCAGCAAAUACGCUAGACACUUAUUUUUUUCUCAUUAAAGGCUCUGUAAUGGUUGGAUUUUUUUCUUUAAAGAGUGCACGGCCCUUCGCACCUCACGACCCGCACGUCGUUUGUUACGUUAUUGCCGCGCAACGACACCGACUCCUGAUCAAAGUUUGCUAGUUUUGAUAAGCAUCGAAAAAAAUGCUGUAAAAUGGACUAGACACUUGUCAAAGAUACAGCUGUGCAAUAUUAGCUUCCAAUAUAAAUUUACACUACUUUGCUUAAAAGCUGUGCUGUGCACUCUUAUCGUAAUAGUUUUAUGACAGUUUUGACAAGGUGGACGAUUGUUGAGUGAGUUCAAGCACUUUAGCUGCAGUAGACAUACAACUAAACAUUCAAGCAGCAGUGUUUGCCUGAUCGUCGCAUAAAAAUUAUCCUUUCAACUGGUGUACUUUUCAUGACAGGAACAUUUUUUGCCAUCAAUAGCUUUAAUUGGCUUAGAUCGAUCUGUUUAUAAAUACAAGAUUUCGUAAAUUUACAUUAUACUCGACGUUCAACAACCUCUGAAUUGCUAUCGACUAUGCUGAUUUAACAUAAAUAAAAUUAUUCAUAUUCUGACGACAGGGUGACUCACCGAGUGACUGACCCCUGAUCUUUCUGACUAUUCUAAGAACUGCAUCGUUUUGUAUCAUAACCAAAUGAUUAUUUCAGCUUCAAAUCUUCGACAAGGACUCACAUUUUUAGAGGACGCCAUCUGCCGUUCCACAGUCACAAAUAUAAACACCCGACGACUCUUACAUGCACAUCA